AUGAGCAACCUGACUUCCAUGGCCACAUUUUUGCUGCUGGAAUUCUCAGAGGUCCGGGAACUACAGAUCUUACACUUCCUUGUGUUCCUGGUGAUAUACUUGGUAAAAGUGACAGGGAACCUACUCAUCAUCCUUGCCAUUGCCCUUGAUCACCACCUACAUACCCCCAUGUACUUUUUCCUCAUCAAUUUGGCCAUAAUGGACCUUGGCACGAUUUCAGUCAUUGUACCCAAAUCCAUGGCUGUCUCUCUCACAAAUAACAGGUCAAUUCUGUAUUCAGGUUGUGUUGCUCAAGUUUUCUUUUAUUUCAUCUUUGCAGCUGCAGACAUUUCUGUCUUGAGUAUAAUGGCUUAUGAUCGCUAUGUUGCUAUCUGCAACCCACUUCAUUAUGAGAAAAUUAUGCACAGAGGAGCUUGCCUUCAAAUGGUAGCCUUUGGGUGGCUUGCGGGUCUGCUUUAUGCGACACUGCAUACUUGUGGCACCUUUGCAAACACCUUCUGUUCCAAUAUUGUCAGUCAGUUCUUCUGUGAAAUCCCACAGUUAUUAAAACUUGCCUGCUCUGACAUUUACCUAGUUGAAGUUGGCUUCACUGUGCUAGGUUGUCAUGUAGGGGCAGGAUGCUUCAUCUUCAUCAUCAUUACAUAUGUGAAGAUCUUCUCUGCAGUGUUCAGGAUCCCUUCUGUACAUGGUCAGAAAAAAGCUCUCUCCACUUGUCUUCCCCACCUCAUCGUUUUCUCUCUGCUCGUAUUCAGUGGAAUCUUUGCCUUUGCAAGGCCUCCCAGUGACGCUUCUUCCAGUGUGGACAUAGCUUUUGCUGCGAUAUAUAGCAUAAUACCUCCCAUGUUGAAUCCAUUCAUCUAUAGUAUGAGAAACAAGGACAUCAAGGCUGCUUUAUGGAAAUUGCUGGAUUUUGCACACUCCACUAAAACAAUUUCCUCUUAUUUGAGUCUGAGUUCCUGGAAAGUACACAUAAUGUUCAAGGGGCACUUGCCAGAAACUGAGCUAAACAUGCAACAUGUCUCUUCUAGCCAUGCCUUUGUCUGUGCUGCUGCAACUGAUACCCAGGAAA
Messenger RNA from Varanus komodoensis (Komodo dragon), 1069 nucleotides. RefSeq names its product olfactory receptor 14A16-like. The transcript is spliced from 2 exons. Gene Ontology annotation, cellular component: membrane. The record is from RefSeq and is a predicted model, not a curated record. Gene Ontology annotation, molecular function: G protein-coupled receptor activity; odorant binding; olfactory receptor activity. Gene Ontology annotation, biological process: G protein-coupled receptor signaling pathway. Lineage: Eukaryota; Metazoa; Chordata; Lepidosauria; Squamata; Varanidae. The annotation marks the transcript as partial.